Molecule: messenger RNA, 651 nt
Organism: Peronospora matthiolae
Lineage: Eukaryota; Oomycota; Peronosporomycetes; Peronosporales; Peronosporaceae
Source: the annotation of a GenBank genome assembly
AUGUCGUCCAACAACACCUCGGCCAGUGUCUCCAUCGAUAAGUUCGAUGGGGACAACUACUCAACCUGGUGUCGCUACAUGCGCGGCGUGUUUCUGACGAAGUCAGUCUGGUACGUCGUGAACCGCGAAACGUCUCCAACCUUCACCGACACGCGAGCUUCCGACGAGUACGUCAAGGCGAGCAACAUCGCGUUCGGGUUGAUGUUGCUCCACAUGGACGCCGACUACCACCAUGUGGUCGACAACUGUGAAGAAGCAUGGACAGCGUGGUCGCGGUUGAAGAUGCUCUAUGGUGGGUCGCAGAAGGCGGGACGCAUCUACCUCAAGCGCCAGCUGUUCAGCAUCAAGAUGACGGAAGGUGCCAACGUCUUGCACCAUUGCAACGAAGUCUUGAACAUCGGCGCCAAGCUCAGCAGCAUCGGUGCCAAGAUGGAAGACGAAGACAUUGCGAUCUGCUUGCUGCUCAGUCUCCCGAAGAGUUUCGAGAACGUGGUUCUGAACUUGGAGAUGAGCAAUGCAGAGCUGCGCACGCAAGAUGUGGCCAAGGUGCUGACUAACGAGCACAUCAAGCGACAAGGCGAGAAGAUGACAACGGCAACGAAAAUGGUGAAGACUGAAGAUGCGACAAAGGCAUUCAGCGCCGAGCGUUAG